AUGGUAUAAAAAGCUCGAAGAAAACGGCUUCCUUAGACGCAAAGGCGAACAACAAGGCCAGGCCUCCAACCAGAUGGGCGUAGUGUCUAAGGGCUGCUUAGAACUUUAUAAAGACUACGGUGCUCCUCAAGCAAAGCCUGUUAUAACUCUAAUGGCGAACCGUUGUAGCGCAACAGCGAGCAGAGAAAGGCGAGAGAUAAGGAUUAUUCAUACUAGCCCCUCAGGUAAAAGAGAGAGAAUUACUCUUGAUUGCGCGAGUUUGGCGGAAUGGAAUGUGGCGCUGCACUUUGGAAAUUUCCUGAAGGGCGACGACAUCGAAGGCUCGGGGUCUCAGGCCUACGCAAAUUUAUCAAAAUACGUCUUCCCUAUUAAUAUGUUUGAAGAUGCAUCGGGCAGAAAGUCUGCACUUCUCAUCGAAAACAGAAUGAUUAUGCUGUUCCCCAGUCCCGAUGCGACGGAUCCCAUUUUGUGUUUCUCCGCUAACGAAUGCGAAGUGCAGCCCGUCAUUGCUCAGAGGAAACUUCGGGUGUAUGUAAACGUAAGCAUUUCACAUUAG
This is a messenger RNA of Eimeria acervulina, 556 nucleotides long. RefSeq lists its product as hypothetical. The annotation marks the transcript as partial. The transcript has 6 exons. The record is from RefSeq and is a predicted model, not a curated record. NCBI's taxonomy places the organism in Eukaryota, Apicomplexa, Conoidasida, Eucoccidiorida, Eimeriidae.